Molecule: messenger RNA, 748 nt
Organism: Photinus pyralis (common eastern firefly)
Lineage: Eukaryota; Metazoa; Arthropoda; Insecta; Coleoptera; Lampyridae
Exons: 3
Coding region: 197-538 (113 amino acids)
Source: RefSeq, a predicted model, not a curated record
GUUCCCUAAUAAAUACUUCAUAAACCCUGAUAGAAUAUUUUAAAAAAUGUUCUGCAUAAUUCUAGAGUAUGCUGUGAUCGAAUUUGAACUUCGGGACGUAGUGUAUGUAUCCAGCUGCCCCAUAGCUUGGAUAAAUGAUACGAAUUGUUUGUGACCUGCCAAAAAAGGAAUCGAGCGCAAGGCAAUUAUUAAUAACAUGAGACCAGAAGACGAUUGGCUAUGUUUAGAGGAUAUUAAGAUAUUAGGAAAAUACAGUACAUAUAAAGAAGCUCUUGAUAAAGAAAAACAAAAAAGCCAAACAGAUGAUAGCAGUAGUGAUCUUGAUGAUGUAAGAAAUUGUAAAAGAAAAGUGCGACCAAAUGAUACAGGGAUGAUUCAAUUUCACCUCCCCCAAAUGAAACGUCUGAAGAUUUGCCAGACAGUGAUCAAUAUUCUAGCGGAGGAGAAAAUGCAAUUAGUAGGUAAUCACUUAACCAUGAGGCCCAAAAUAAUAAUUUUAAUAUUGAAGACAUUCUUGCCAAUGCAAAUAUUGAAAUAAUUGACACUGAUGCAGACAACACUUUAGUUAAUAGUCAAAUUAGUAUUAAAAGUAAAGAUUAAACAAGACUUAAUUUGUGAAAGGUUGGAACACUUGGAGAAAAUGAUGGCAUGUAACAGUGCAGUAGAUGUGGGAAUUCCGCGUAAUUGUAAAGGGAUAUCUUGAUAGGAAAGGGGUAAGAGUGGCAAAAUUUAAAAAUAAUAGGCCCGG